UGAAAGGUACGGCACGGAACGGACAAUAGGGAAAAUAUAACAAUGGCGGACAAAGCAGCGGUGGAGGAUUUUGGCAAAAUGAAAGUUACAGACUUGAAGAAAGCAUUGAAGGAGAGAGGUUUACCAUUGACAGGAACUAAAAGUGAACUUCUCGACAGGCUUAAAGCAGAUGUGCAGACUGAGGAAGAAGAUCUUAUAAUAGAAGAUAUACCGUUCUUUGAUGACAAGUUGCUUGACUCUACAACAGAAACAACUGCUACAAUAGAAGAUUCCAUUUUGGAUGACAAUGUUGAUCUGUCCGAGCCAGAGCCUACCCCUAAACCAGUUGUUACUCCGAAAAAAGCUGAACCUGUUGUGAAGGAAGUCACCUCUCCACAGUAA
This is a messenger RNA of Mercenaria mercenaria, 381 nucleotides long. RefSeq lists its product as uncharacterized. The transcript is spliced from 6 exons. Gene Ontology annotation, biological process: poly(A)+ mRNA export from nucleus. The coding region runs from base 43 to 381 and encodes 112 amino acids. The record is from RefSeq and is a predicted model, not a curated record. Lineage: Eukaryota; Metazoa; Mollusca; Bivalvia; Venerida; Veneridae. Gene Ontology annotation, cellular component: nucleus.